Poecile atricapillus (Black-capped chickadee) is the source of this 3829-nucleotide messenger RNA. Its product is annotated as hematopoietic lineage cell-specific protein-like. NCBI's taxonomy places the organism in Eukaryota, Metazoa, Chordata, Aves, Passeriformes, Paridae. Gene Ontology annotation, biological process: regulation of actin filament polymerization. The transcript is spliced from 16 exons. The record is from RefSeq and is a predicted model, not a curated record. Gene Ontology annotation, cellular component: actin filament; plasma membrane; cortical actin cytoskeleton. Gene Ontology annotation, molecular function: actin filament binding. Bases 119 to 1633 code for a protein of 504 amino acids.
AAAGGGCUGAAGUUAAAACAGGAACUCGGAGCAGACACUGGCCCAAAGCUGUUGCUGGAAGCAGGUGCCUGAGCAAAAAGCAGCGAGUUUGCCAGCAGGAACUGGUGAGCCUUUAAAGAUGUGGAAAGCAGCUGUGGGACACGACGUGUCAGUGAAAGUGGAGGCUCAGGGAGACGACUGGGACACAGACCCUGAUUUCGUGAACGACAUCAGCGAGCGGGAGCAGCGCUGGGGAGCCAAAUCCAUCCAGGGCUCCGGCCGCGCCGAGCACAUCGACAUCCAUCAGCUGAGGAACAAGGUAUCAGAGGAACAUGAGGUCAUCAAGAAGAAGGAGCUGGAAACCGGCCCCAAGGCAUCCUAUGGCUACGGGGGCAAAUUUGGAACAGAGCGAGACCGGAUGGAUAAGUGUGCAGUAGGACACGAAUACAUUGCUGAUGUCAAGAAGCACUCCUCCCAGACAGAUGCAGCCCAGGGCUUUGGUGGCAAGUUUGGAGUCCAGCGGGACCGAGCCGACAAGUCUGCACUGGGCUUUGAAUACAAGGGCGAGGUGGAGAAACACUCGUCCCAGAAAGAUUACUCCAAGGGCUUUGGUGGCCGUUACGGAGUGGAAAGGGAUAAGGUGGACAAAGCAGCUCUGGGAUUUGACUACAAGAGCCAGGCAGAGAAGCACGAGUCUCAGAAAGACUAUUCCGUGGGCUUUGGUGGGAAGUUUGGGGUCCAGAGGGACCGUCAAGACAAGAACGCCCUCGGCUGGGACCAUCAGGAAGAAGUGCAACCCCACGCAUCCCAGAGAGACUAUGCCAAGGGGUUUGGAGGCCGUUAUGGUGUCCAGAAGGAUAGAGUGGAUAAGAGUGCUGCUGGCUUUGAUGAGAUGGCAGCUCCCACCUCCUCCUAUGAGAAAACAAGACCCCUGGAGGCAGGAGCUUCCAGUGGCACCAGCAGCCUGCGGUCACGGUUUGAACACAUGGCCAAGUCAGCAGAGGAAGAGAGCAGAAGGCAGGCCCGGCAGCAGCAGGAAAUCCCUCCAAGAGAGAAGGAGCACACUGGGGCAGCCCCUCCAGCCGUGCCAGCCAGGAGCACUGCUGGGGACCAGCCCGUGCCACCAGGAGAACAGGAGGCCAAAAGGGAGGAUGAAGAAGUACCACCCUCUUUGCCACCAAGGCCAGCAGAUCUGGAUGCAGACCAGUGCAAGGUCCCCAGCCAGGGUCAGCCCACCUACAGUAUAAGUCUGGAUGUUGAUGGAGGCUAUGAGGAGCUGCCAGAAUCCUCUGACUACUGUGACAUUACCAGUGGAGGUGCUGACUAUGAGGAGCUGCCAGCCCCGCUGGGAAAGCUGGAUGCUGCCUAUGACUUUGGAGGAGAUGGAGGUGAAGACUAUGAGGUGAUCCUUCCUCAGGAGCCCAGACAGAGCCAGCCCCACCUGGGGAGCAUGGACAGUGCUUACGAGGGGCAGAGCCCCGGGCUCUGUGCAGUGGCUCUCUACGAUUACCAAGGAGAUGGAGAUGAUGAGAUUUCUUUUGAUCCUGAUGACACAAUCACACACAUUGAGAUGGUGGAUGAAGGCUGGUGGCAGGGACAGUGCCAUGGCAGAGUCGGCCUCUUCCCAGCAAAUUAUGUGAAGCUUCUGCAAUGAAGUGCAAGCUGCUUCCUUACAAACUUUUGCCUCUAUUGUGAUUUGACACUGGCCAAAUGCCAGGCACCCACAAAAGUCACUCACUCACCCUCCCCUGCCACAGCUGGGCAGAGGAGGGAAAAAUUUAAUGAAGGCUUUGUGAACUAAGGGCCAGGAGAAAACACUCCAAGGCCAAAACAGGCUUGACUUAGAGGUACAAAAUGAAUUUAUUCCUAACAGAGUCAGAGGAGGAUAAUGAGAAAUAAAAUAAGCCAUUUUUUCCCCCUAACCCCUCUCCCCUUCCCACCAACAGUGCAGGGAGACAGGGCAUGGGGGGUUUUGGUCAGUUUAUCACUAAAAUUUUCUUCCACUGCUGUGGGAGAGGAGUCCUUCCUCUGUGAGACCAUGGGGUCCCUCCCAUGGGAGACAGUUCUCCAUGAACUUCUCUGAUGCUGCUCUCAUGAGCAGCAGUCCUUCCAAAACUGCCGUGGCACAGGUCUCUCUUCCACAGGGUGCAGUCCUCCAAGGACAAGCGGCUCCAGCCUGGAAGCAGGGUCCUCUCUCUCCACUGGCUCUUCCACAAGCAUCCACCUGCUCCAGCGUGGGCACCUCUGCCAUGGGCUGUGGGUGGAUCUGCAUCCCUGUGGAUCCCCAGGGGCUGUGGGUGGAUCUCUGCAUUCCCCAUGGAUCCCCAUGGGCUGUGGGUGGAUCUCUGCAUCCCUGUGGAUCCCCACAGGCUGUGGGGGCACAGCUGCUUCACCAUGGUCAUCACCAUGGCCUGCAGACAAAUCUCAGCUUGGGCACCUGGAGCACCUCCUGCCCCUCCUUCCCCACUGGCCUUGGUGUCUCCGUGUUGUUUCCCUCACGUUUUCACCUCCUCCUCUUCUCUAGCUGGAAUUAAAAUUGCUCCUCACUUUGUUUUGACUUCGGUGUGUAAUCUGAUAUCAGAGGUGUUACCAUCACCUCUAACUGGCCCAGCCUUGGCCAGCAGCACGUUCCAUCUUCAGAGCCAUCAGGGAUUGGUUCUGCUGGACAUGGUGGAAGCUUCCAGCAGCUUCUCACAGGUGCCACCUCUGGGGCCCACCUUGCUACCAUAUCCAGGCUGUGCAAAAGCAACACAUUCCAUCUCUUGCCUCUGUGAAUAAUGCAUUUAAGAAGAAAAUCAAAACAAAGUGGGCACAGUUUUGGUUUUUUCCUAGUCAGGGAAGAGGUGGAGGUGAGAACAUGUGAGGGAAACAACACAGAGACGCCAAGGUCAGUGGAGAAGGAGGGGCGGGAAGUGCUCAGCGCCGGAGCCAAGAUUCCUCUGCAGGCCAUGGUGAAGACCAUGGUGUGAAGUGUUUUCUCAGUCCUUAUCUCAACUCAUGAACCCUUCAUUUAAUUUUUUUUCCCUCCUCUGCCCAGCUGUGGCAGGGGAGGGUUGGUGAGUGACUUCUGUGGGUGCUUGGCAUUUGGCCAGUGUCAAAUCAUGGCAGCCUCUCUCUGCUUCAGCCUUUCCCAUGUUAUCAGCUUCAUUUGGCUCAGCUUGGUGUAUCUACACAGCAAGGAACAAACUGCCAAUGCCAGGGGGAAUGUUUUGUCUUAUGCCCAAGAAGAUUUUGAUUCCCCUCCACUUCCAGGUGGGAAAGGUGGGGUGGUUUAAGAGCAUAUGAGUGCAAUAUAAGGUCUCUUCUAUCUGCCCCACCUGUCAGCCAGCAGGUCUGCAGGAUUGUGUCCUGUUCCCAGUGGGGCAAUUCCCAGAGCAGAAAUACCAAAUCUAGUCCAGGCAAAGCAGAAGGGGCAUGAGCCCUGGGACUUUGGGCAGUUGCUGUGGCCCUGGAUCUCAUCCUAGUCAGGGGGCAGGGAAAAGAGCACUUGGAAAGCCAAGUUGUGUUUAUUCCAAGGAAGGGUUUCCAUUUUUAGGAAACAUUUUUAUGUUUGCAACAUGGACCAGAAAAACAUGAACAUGGUCUGUGUGCCCCUUUUGGGCACAGGUGUGUCUGUCCCUUGGGGCUGUGCCCUCCCUCACAGCUUCUGCUCUGGCCUGGCUCAAAUUGUGUCCCGAUGGUUCUGUGACAGCUCCUAUCCCCUGUGCCUGCUGGAGACUCCUGAAAAAGCCCCCUGACUUUUCAUCACAGAUGUGGGGAAAAGGCUGGGCAAGUGGGAGGAAAGACAGGAGGAAACAUUUUAUUGCUAAUGUUUAAAACAGUUUUCAGAAAUGCAAAGUAAAGCACUCCC